Messenger RNA from Marmota flaviventris (yellow-bellied marmot), 1351 nucleotides. It is a transcript of the gene Isy1, whose product is annotated as ISY1 splicing factor homolog. Gene Ontology annotation, biological process: generation of catalytic spliceosome for second transesterification step. Lineage: Eukaryota; Metazoa; Chordata; Mammalia; Rodentia; Sciuridae. The record is from RefSeq and is a predicted model, not a curated record.
CCUCCCUCGGCUCUCAUUGACUUCCUGUGCUUCACUUCCGGUCCUUCAAGCUCACGUUUACUUCCGGCCCUUUUCCUUUAUUCUUCCGACAGAAAGUUCCGUGUCUGUCGGCACUUAGCAUUUUCAGUUCCCGCGAGGGGCGGCCUCGUAGCCGGUUGUGAAGCAAGGUGGGCCGGGGCCUCGCGGCCCCAGGGCGGCGGCCUCACCCUCGCCAUGGCUCGAAAUGCAGAAAAGGCCAUGACGGCCUUAGCCCGAUUUCGCCAAGCUCAAUUGGAAGAGGGAAAAGUGAAGGAAAGAAGACCCUUCCUUGCCUCAGAAUGUACAGAGCUGCCCAAAGCUGAGAAAUGGAGGCGACAGAUCAUUGGAGAGAUCUCCAAAAAAGUGGCUCAGAUUCAGAAUGCUGGUUUAGGUGAAUUCCGAAUUCGCGACCUGAAUGACGAGAUCAAUAAGCUGCUGAGGGAGAAGGGACACUGGGAGGUCCGCAUCAAGGAGUUGGGCGGACCUGAUUAUGGAAAAGUAGGCCCUAAAAUGCUGGAUCAUGAAGGGAAAGAAGUCCCAGGAAACCGAGGUUACAAGUACUUCGGAGCAGCAAAAGAUUUGCCUGGAGUUAGAGAGCUGUUUGAAAAAGAACCUCUUCCUCCUCCCAGAAAGACACGGGCCGAGCUCAUGAAGGCCAUUGACUUUGAAUACUACGGUUACCUGGAUGAAGACGACGGUGUCAUCGUGCCCCUGGAGCAAGAGUAUGAGAAGAAACUCAGAGCUGAGCUGGUGGAGAAAUGGAAGGCCGACAGAGAAGCCCGACUGGCCAGAGGGGAGAAGGAGGAGGAGGAAGAGGAGGAGGAGGAGGUCAACAUCUACGCCGUCACCGAGGAGGAGUCGGAUGAGGAAGGCAGCCAGGAGUGGACAGGCGAGGACGGGCAGCAGAAGUUCAUCGCACAUGUCCCAGUGCCAUCCCAACAGGAGGUAGGAUGGGGCUUUGGGCGGCACAGAGUGGGUGCUGUUGGGGUCCCUGGGUCACCAGAGCAGGCUCCACAGAGUACCCCAGGGGGGUCUGCGGGGUCCUUCCUCUCCAGGGCGCUCGCUGUCAUGCUCAUGGAAGGGCCUGGAACCCAGAGAUCCUGCAGCCUUAGCCUCAAACACAUUCUUUUAGUCGAAUGUUUCCAAUGGAAGCGAGAAGCCCCCCUUGAGUCCCCCGUCCUCUGUGGACGUCUCCCACAGGGACUCCCUGCUCGCUGGGUUCUGCCUCUGCGAGGCCCUGCUCCCUAGAUAAAGAGUGAGUCCUGCUGGCAGCACCCACCUGUCAUCCCAGCGCCUCUGGAGGCUGAGGCAGGAGGAUCGCAAAUUGGAGGCC